Nannochloropsis gaditana CCMP526 is the source of this 213-nucleotide messenger RNA. RefSeq names its product ubiquitin-like protein 5. Gene Ontology annotation, biological process: mRNA splicing, via spliceosome; protein modification process. The transcript is spliced from 3 exons. The record is from RefSeq and is a predicted model, not a curated record. Bases 1 to 213 code for a protein of 70 amino acids. Gene Ontology annotation, cellular component: nucleus; cytoplasm. Gene Ontology annotation, molecular function: protein tag activity; protein binding.
AUGAUCGAGGUCAUUCUGAAUGAUCGUCUGGGCAAAAAAAUCAGGGUCAAAUGUAAUGAGGACGAUACAAUUGGAGAUCUUAAAAAGCUUGUUGCAGCGCAAACAGGAACACGACCGGAAAAGAUCCGUAUCCAAAAAUGGUACACGGUGUACAAAGACCACAUCACGUUGGCAGAUUAUGAAAUAAGCGAGGCACAACUUUACUAUUCCUAG